Bemisia tabaci is the source of this 1745-nucleotide messenger RNA. Lineage: Eukaryota; Metazoa; Arthropoda; Insecta; Hemiptera; Aleyrodidae. The record is from RefSeq and is a predicted model, not a curated record.
UUAAUGUGAAAAAUUAAACUGAGUAAUGAAAUUCGAUCAUAACUGAUGUGGCUCGGUUCCUUUCUGCUUAACGCGGUCCAAUUAUUAGUAAGCAUGAAUAAAGUGAGGAAUAGGCUGGAAAGAACUCGGGCGGCGGGUGGGCCUCUGAAACAUUUCACCUCCUAUCCACGCGGGACGCUAUCCGUUCAUCAUGCGAGGCAAUAGUCCUCGCCUCAUUAUCUCCCAAGCACGGUAGCACGCUUUGAUCGCGAGCGAUAGUUGAGAUUCCGUGUUUACAUUCACGGCUCUGUUUAGUGUUUACGAAGAAAAAACGAUGCUAUAGCUAUGUCAUGUCUGUCUCCAAUUCAGGCAAUUCAGCCAAUUCUCCAUCUCUUCACGACCGGGACCGGCAUUCUGAGUCUUGUCCCUGCGCUGCGCUGUGUCUCGUGCUCGAGUCCACCAGUUACCUAAGUCAUGUAACCCGAUCGCUUUUUGGUUUUUCAUUCUUCUCGCUCGAAUUAUUUACCAACAGUUUCGUAGAAGACGUGCACCGGGAUUAUUUGCCGGAUUUUUAGCGUAAAGCACUGUGCAGUGCGCCGCGCCGCGCCGCGCCGCUUCGAUUAGUUCGAUUGUCUUUUUUCUGAGCGAGUAUAAUUCGUCACUCCUAUGGCGUAAGGACGCGUCUCGAUCUCCGCAUGAGUCUCAGAAAUCAUGGUUUCUUAUUUCAUAGAUCGCAGACAACUCUAUCGCUUGCCGACUAGUUGAGCCUCGUUUAAGCUCCCACGGGUAUUUGAGAGACCAAUUUAAGUAGCUAAAAACGCUAAGAGUGUUGAAAAAAGCUGCGUCUCAGGACUGAAUUUUUCCAAGCGAAAGAAAUUCCCUGCUUCAAUUGCGAGCAUGGUACCUCCGAAGCGUAUUUUCGGCCGAUGCCGAAUCGGAAGUUGAGCAAGCAUGGAAAAUACUUUGGGGGCGCUGCCAAGUGAGUUGAUGGUGCCGUGCCGGUAGCGGUAGGUACCGUGGUACCGCCAUCCAGAAUCGUGAUUCGUGACGUAUUGACGUGACGUGCGAGCGUGAAAUAGGAGCUCUCACCUGAGAACAUUCAUCGACGCUCUUGGGCGAGGUCUUGGACGGUCUUGAGUGACGUGACGUGACGUGACGUCACGAUGGUGGAUAACAUGGCCAUGGCACCGGCGACGACGACGACGACGACGACGACACCCGCACCCGACGAUGCCCAAGGAGCAGAACAAGAAAUGUGGCUGACAACGAAAGAGGCGAGCACUCUUGGUGCGGAGGAGGUAGCGGCCAGCUUACGGGUCGACCACCGGACGGGUCUCUCAUGGCGGGAAGCCGAGCUCCGCCGAAAACUUACAGGCCACAACGAGUUCCUUAUCAAAGAAACAGAUCCCACGUGGAAAAAAUACUUAGAACAACCAAAGCAUCCUUAGAUGGCAGCUUCUAAAAGCAUAUUUUCUUAAACUGAAAAAACUUUGCCCUACUCGGUGGUCGUCAAGAUCUGAAGCUCUGCAAGCCCUGCGAUACAAUUAUCCUGAUGUCAUGAAAGCGCUUUCAAAAAUUUGUCUCACACCCACGAAAUCCGACGAGAUAACUAAAGCGCAAAACCUACUAAAAAGGCCAUAGAUCUAUCAAUUGAUGAAAGCAGUUUCACUGGUGAAACAGAGCCUGCUGCAAAAUCAAUGGAACCAAUGCUAAAAGUCAAUGGUCACACCAACAUGAAAAAUAUCGCUUUCAUGGGAACAUUAGUA